This is a messenger RNA of Blumeria graminis f. sp. triticale, 2925 nucleotides long. The record is from the annotation of a GenBank genome assembly. Lineage: Eukaryota; Fungi; Ascomycota; Leotiomycetes; Helotiales; Erysiphaceae.
AUGAGCAGUGCCCACAACCAUAACCUUCGUGAUAAUAGCUCGCAACUUGAAAACCCCCUUGUAAAUACUUGGGGCUUUCUCGCGCCACAAUCAUCUCAAAAUACGGGGUUAGACUCUCCGAUUAACAGCAUGGAAGAAACCGCGCUUGGCAGUCCAAAAUUGGGCAAAGAGAAGUGUGGUAAGGGCAAAGUCGACCCAAGAGCUAAGAUCUCUGAUCUACUCAAGGAUAGAGAAAUUGAGUGGACUGCCAUCGUUGCGAAAAAAGGGCCGUUGCAAAUUUUGGAUUUGCCUAUUGAUAUAUUAAAGUUGAUAGUCAAGGAAAUUACCCACACAAAUGAUUUAACAGCAUUGGCCUUAACACACUCUGCUCUUCAUGGACUCGCUAUCCCUCCCUUAUAUUCUCGAUUUGAUAUAGUGUGGCCGGACGCCCACGCAACAACGAACCCCCGAACCGGUGUCGAUGCAUUAACCUACGGCCUUGCAACCUUGUGUAUGGGAGAUGUUUACCACGGACAGAAUAGGGAGAAUCAAGUCACUUGCUCCAACUGUGGUGCAGAAAGUAAUAUAACUUGCUGGCAUAGCUUGAGGUUAAGGUCAAGAACCAGCAAGAGAGGUCUUGGUAACCAUUAUUCUCAAUACACACGAAAAUUUUCUCUUGGAAAUGGUCCAGCCGACUGGGUGCAAGAUUAUCUCAUCACCAAAGAAAGUGGGAAAAUGCUUGGAACUUUAGUCGCUAUCGCUGUAGCCAGGAUGACCAACCUCGAGACAUUUGUUUGGGAUAUGCCAACAGGAGUACUACGAGAUGUCUGGCUUGCACUCUCUUCUCUUCAAAAAAACAGCCCAAAUGGAGAAUGCAGGCUAGAACGAGUAUGGGUCCGCUGGCAUGAUAACUCAGAGUCAACAAUUCUAUCCGCAGCACAAAGAGCAGCUAUUGCACCGCGAACCACUCCUCAAAUGCUUUCUGAGCGUGCAACAAUGACUCCCAUAGGAUGGAAAAUUUCCUCAAACUAUCUGAAUUCCAUACAAUCUCAGGCACAGCCAAUCUCGUACGCAAAUAGCCGGGUGGAGUAUCCUAAUCUAAGUGUGCUUCCGUCCCUUAAAAGUCUUUCUGUACUCGAUAUUGACGAGAUAGAUUAUCUCGAGGAAAUGAGUGUACUUAUCGAAAAGUCCCAGGAUUGCCUCCGUGAGCUUCGUGUAGGUAUCUCUUCCAAAGCAGUUGACCGAGACUUUACCAUUCCGUGGGAUGGCCCUGGCUUUUAUCAAGUCGAUCACAAAGCUUGUUGGUCCGGCGCAAGUAGAAUUGGGGAAAAGAGGCUGGGUGGUGUACUUGGAAUUAUUACCGGAAGAAUAUUUGAUAUCCGCAGAAAGACCCUAAAAAACCAUUCUGCUCAACAAGUUUCUAAUUCUACUUCCCUCGGACGAUCAACACACCAGCUACAGGCACUGUCCUCAGAUCUAUUCCAAAAUUCACUUGAUCGAUCCAGCUCUGCUGUUUCAAAUCUUUCCCACAGUGCCAUCGACGAUGGCACAAAGGAAGAUACAGUACUAAGCGAAGGACUCCCAUUCUCGUCUCAUACCGCAAAUUCAAAUCAAAAUUUACGAGAUGGUGCUCAACAGGCUCAAAUAGGACUGGAGCCCAUUCAUACUGGCCUAGAAUUUCCAAUUAGAUCCAUGUCAAGUAACGAAGAUAGUUUAAGUUUCACGGUACAAAAUCUAGACACUUCUGUCGAAAGUAUUAAUAUGUCUCCCAAAAAGUCACGAAUGAAUCUUCAGGAUCAAUCCGAUGUCUGUGAUACUGACGCUAUCCAGAGGGAGAAGAGCAACGGAAAGUUAAAACUCCAGACUCUAGAGCUUGAAAUGGUCCCGUUAUCUAUAGCAGUGCUCCAAAGAGCAUUUGACUGGUCUAAUCUAACCAGCUUGACGAUUCUUGAUUGCCCUCAGCAUGAAAGAUUGUGGGAAAUGUUGCGAAAGAACUUCAAUCCUACACCUCUUUCUGAAAAGCCCAUGUGUAUCAGGAGUGGGGUUGACUCUUCGUUACAGUAUCAUCUUAAUCUCAAAAAGGUUCAUACUGAUGCAGCAUCUCCGGCCCUGAUUUCAUUUUUGAAAGAGACUCUUGCUCCAAAUAGCCUAGAAACUCUGUUUCUACAGGAUCGCAAACGAAAUAAUUAUAAUCGUUCACGAACACAAAUUGAUGCCAUAUACCGCGGUCCACUAAGGAGACAUCGUGCGAGUUUAAAAAGGUUGAUGCUUGAUAGCUCUGAUAAAAUCUCGCCUGUAACCCUGCCUGGCUCGGAUAGUUCUCAGUGGAUGCUGUGGAUGCCUAAUCGUAAAAUUCUCAAUUUUAUCACUAGCGGACGAAUGAGUAAUUUACGUGAACUUAGUAUGGCGAUAGAUUACAAAGAUUGGCAUCAUUUCUUACAAAGACUACCCCAAAUUCCUCAUCUUAGAUCGCUGAACAUCCCAUACAUUGCUGAGCACGCUACUACUGGUUUUGAUCCUCGUGAACUCGCGCUUCAAAUAAUCGAUGUGAUUGUUCUGAGGCCAGAGAUAGAACUUUGUUACAUGGGAAUCCUUCAUAAAUGUUUCGAAAUCCUCGAAACACAAUCCACUGACGAAUCUCACGGAAACUCCGAUCCUCAUUCUAGCACUCCGGCUUCAGGUUCCGGUGACGCCUUAACAGACGAGGAAGAUGAUGAAGAUGGUGAUGAUGACGAGGACGAUAAUUUUAACAACACAGUGGCCGAAUCAACUCCUGGUAUCCAUCUAGAUGAGACUGAUUCUGAAAUGUCAGAAUACGAUAGCUCAGAUACUGACUCGUUUGAAUGUUCGGAAGAGAAUGGAACCAAUUUACGAUUACGACUACGUGAAAUCCUCUUUUAUGAUGAUAAAGUGGCGAUCUUCAAGGCUCGUCACGGUAGGCUGUGA